Otolemur garnettii (small-eared galago) is the source of this 3235-nucleotide messenger RNA. It is a transcript of the gene BSPRY, whose product is annotated as B-box and SPRY domain containing. The transcript has 6 exons. Gene Ontology annotation, molecular function: zinc ion binding; protein binding. The record is from RefSeq and is a predicted model, not a curated record. Lineage: Eukaryota; Metazoa; Chordata; Mammalia; Primates; Galagidae. The coding region runs from base 25 to 1233 and encodes 402 amino acids.
GCGCGCGACACCGGGCACUCGGCCAUGUCCGCGGAGGGCGCGGGACCCACACCGGGGCCCGAGCCGGGGUCCGAGCCGAGGCCACUGUGCCCCGAGCACGGCCAGGCGCUGAGCUGGUUCUGCGGCUCGGAGCGACGUCCCGUGUGCGCCGCCUGCGCGGGGCUGGGCGGCCGCUGCCAGGGGCACCGCAUCCGCCGGGCGGAGGAGCACGCCGAGGAGCUGCGGAACAAGAUUGUGGACCAGUGUGAGAGGCUGCAGUUACAGAGUGCUGGCAUCACCAAAUAUGCGGCUGAAGUCCUGCCAGGGAAGAACCAGAGAGCAGUGACCAUGGCCAGUGCAGCGAGGGAACUGGUCAUCCAGCGGUUGAGUCUGGUGAGGAGUCUGUGUGAGAGUGAGGAGCAGCGCUUACUGGAGCAGGUGCAUGGUGAAGAGGAGCGGGCCCACCAGAGUAUCCUGACACAGCGUGCACACUGGGCCGAGGCCCUGCAGAAGCUUGACACCAUCCGCACCAGCCUGGUGGGCAUGCUUACCCAUCUGGAUGACCUCCAGCUAAUUGAGAAGGAGCAGGAGAUUUUUGAGAGGACUGAAGAAGCAGAGGGCAUUUUGGAUCCCCAGGAGUCAGAAAAGUUAAACUUUAACGAGAAGUGUACUCGGAGUCCGCUACUCACUCAACUCUGGGCAAUAGCAGUUCUUGGGUCUCUCUCAGGCACAGAGGACAUACGUAUUGAUGAGAGGACCGUCAGCCCCUUCCUGCAAUUGUCAGAUGAUCGACGAACCCUGACCUUCAGUGCCAAGAAGUCCAAGGCCUGUGUAGAUGGCCCAGAGCGCUUUGAUCACUGGCCCAAUGCCCUGGCUGCCACCUCCUUCCAGGCAGGGCUCCAUGCCUGGAUGGUGAAUGUUCAGAACAGUGGUGCCUAUAAGGUGGGCGUGGCCUCAGGCCAGCUGCCCCGCAAGGGUUCCGGCAGUGACUGCCGUCUAGGCCAUAAUGCCUUCUCCUGGGUCUUCUCUCGCUAUGAUCAAGAGUUCCGUUUCUUGCACAAUGGGCAGCACGAGCCCCUGGGGCUGUUGCGGUGCCCAGCUCAGCUGGGUGUGUUGCUGGACUUGCAGGCUCAGGAGCUGCUCUUCUAUGAUCCAGCCUCAGGCACGGUGCUCUACAUCCACCACGCAUCCUUCCCUGGGCCCCUCUUCCCUGUCUUUGCUGUGGCUGACCAGACCAUUUCUAUCAUUCACUGACCUCUGGCUGCAGAGUAGUCAGGUCUACCUUCCAGCCCCUCGUUAGGCCAUGUUUCUAUCCACUAUCCUUUUCCCAAAUGAUGUGAAUGAUGUUUCUAAGGCAAACAGGACCCACACCCAAUGGGCAGCUUUUGGAAGGGGGGGAUCUGCUUCAGAUCUGGGCCCAAACUUUAAAUUUUGGGUAUCCAUGGGGAGUCUGCUGUUCCCAAAUCUACCAUGCAUCUGUCCUUCCAAGGGUGUCUUUGUCUCUGGCAUGGCGCCUGGUGCGUAGAGUGUGUAAUGAAAGGAUGCGGGAUGGCUGGAUAGACAUGGUAGUCUCUGAAAAGGCUCUGCCCCACUUUGGGCAUGUAGAAGUGGUUCUCUCAGAAACCUGGGCUGAAGCUUCUUCCUCCCCUAAGUUCAGUGCUUCUCAAUCUUUUUCAUGAUAUGGCACAUCGAGAACAUAUUUUUUCUAGUACACAAGGACAACAUGAAAGGCUGCUCCUGGUUGGAGGACUCUGGCCUGAGGGGCUAUGUCCUUUACCCAGGUCCUCCUAGGACCUCAGAAGACCAAGAGAUGACAUCUCCAGGUGACCUCACUGUAACACUGCUGUUGGCAUCUGUCUCAAACUGUAACAAUCUGUCUCAAUCUGCAUCUGUAACACUAAGCUCCAGCCUAUGCCCACUGGUGGCAGCUUGAGUUCUCCCACCUGACAGCCUCCUCUGCCCUAAAGUGGAGACCUGAAGUGAGGGCUUCCAGCAGAAAGAGCUGAGGGGUAAGAGGCCAGCCUUGGGGCACAUGGACAUGAUUAAAGGUCUUAAAAACUUCAAAUAUGUCUUCCACCCUCUUUGCUGGUAACUGGGCAUUUGUCUUCCUUACCCUCAUCUGCAUUCUCAGAAACAAGUGGCAGCUUAGCAUAACAAAGAGCCUGGAGACAUUAUUGGGACCAAAGGCAAGUCCCUUCAUGUUUCCCUCUGUGAAUAGAAGUCUCCCAACUUUCACCCAGGAGCAUUCUUCUAAAGCAAUCUUACCUAUAACUCCAGGCUCCUGGGGCUGAAGAGGAUGAGAGCCCCAGCUCAGUUUGAAAAUCACUGUUUAAUCAGCAGAAGUCACAAGGUAAGACUGGUCAGGGUCAGUGGGUAUUGAGUGAAAUAGCCCAAAACUCAGGAAAAGCAACUGCUUGGCCCUAGCCUUAGUGGCUAUGCAGAAAUGUGGACUCAAAUUGGCCAGGAGUAGAGUUGUCUAGACAAACACUGAAAAAUCCCAAUUUGUAUGUGAAAUCUCUUUGUUUUGCUUUUGCUCGAUAGUUCACUUAAAACACUGGGCAGGUCAAAUCCAGUUCACAGAUCAAUUGGCAGUGUUUUUGGUUGAGAUGAUCUCUGAGGCCCUUAGAACUGUGAGAACACAACUUAUGUCCUGUGUCCUCAUCACCUGACAUUUGGGAAUUAUUGCUGAGUCACCUAGCCUUGGUGCCAGUUUCAUAACAGAUCCAGAAGGGACCUUCUGUGAGAUCCUCCCAAACCAUGAACCCAGCUCCCCACAGCAGCCUUUAGUCCCUAGCUCAUGGACCUGCUGCAGGAAUGUCUCCCAUCCCUCAGCCCACCUAAAUGCCACCCCUGCUACCAAUCUUCAACUUGGGGUCCACUCCAGAGCCUUCCCUGCUGUGGGCACCAGAACACACACUGGGUGUGUGCCUAUGUUAACCUGUACUAUCCCCUGUACCUGGCACUGAGCAAGGCAGAGAUAUCCAGUAAAUCCACAGAAGAAAAGUGUGGAAAGACAGGAUAGGCAAGAAAAGAAACAGAACUUCAAAAAACCCAACCCACUUGUUCAGUCUCCCAUUCCCUCUAUUACCGCUACCCUGAGCUAUAGGUUCUUGUUCCCUGUACUUUUCUCCCAUGGGAAUGCCCUUCAAGACUGACACCCUUCAGGACAUAAUUUCCCUGUUCUGUGAACUCAGGCAAUCCACCCACCUCUGCCCCUCAGAGUGCUAGGAUUUCAGGCAUGAGCCACCUUGCCUGG